AUGGAACAAAAAAGGGCUAAAUUUGUCUUGAAAGAAGGCAUUAUUUAUAAGAUUUACAGUUAUUUUGAUGUAUAUGAUCUUGUCAGGUUUGGAAGAAUAAGUAAAUAAAUGGAGAAAUUUUCUGUAUGAAAUUCCUAUGCCAAUUUUUGAAAAUUUGAAUCUGGAUUUGACUCAAGGGCUGAGUCCGUAUAAUAGAAAAAGAAUGAAAAAAUUUUUACUUGAUCAAAAUCCUGAAAUGAAAGAAAUCAUUAAUCGAUACGACGACAAUAAUGAAGCAAUUGAAGAUGAGUUUGAACUUGGCCCUAAAUGGAGGAAAGUACAACUACACCUGUUAUCUCAACAAAUUUAUGAGCAAGUUCACUUCUGUGCAGAGAUUAUGACAAAAAUUCAAGUGAUAAAAUCAAUCAAAAUAAAUUUCAACAAUGAUGACUUAUGUGAUGAUGAAAAUAACUUUACUACAACGCUGAAAUGAGUCAAGUACUUCUUAACUUCCAUCAGUAAAUUUUGAAAGACUGUCGAAAGAUUCGAAGUGAUCUUCCUGCGUUCGAACAGAAUAGAGAGAAAUGAACAAUAUGCUGAAGAAAUAAAGAAUUUCCUCCAAGCAAUCAGUGACCAAGAAACUCUCAAAGAAUCAAUGAAGGUAGUCAAAUUUGACUCGUAUGGCACAGAGAUAAUGGUUGGAUUAAUUUCAGGGUUUAAAAACCUUGAGGAGCUUAAAAUUGUUGACUGAAUAUACCUCGAAGGCGACUAUUUCCCCAUCAUCAAGGCAACUUGUCUUCAAAAAUUGAACUUGAGUGGAAGUCAUCAGAUUGAAUCCAGUCACAUUCAAAUGUUGGUUGAGAGAAACUCCCAAACACUACGAAGUCUUAAGCUUGAUGGAGAGAAUAUCGAUGGAGAAGAGCUCACUCAAAUAAUAGCUGAACUAAAGACUUUAGAGGAACUCUGAAUAUAUUAUGGCAAUUCAGCCAGCUCAGACUUGCUAAAAGUGAUCGCAAAGCAUAGCCAGACUCUGAAGAAACUUGUGAUUAGGAAAAACGAGAACUUUCUUGAGCAAGAUCUUGUAUUUUUCUUUGGGCAUAAAUUUCCUAAACUACAUACUCUAAUUCUUGAUGAAUGCAAUAAUUUAGAUACUGAAGGAGUUAAAUAAGAUCGCAACUAAUUGUCUAGCUCUUAGGUAUUAUAGCUCAGAAUGGUGUCUAAAGAUAGACCCUUGAGCAAUAGAGAAUUUGAUCCUAAACUGUGAAAGCCUUGAAAAUCUGAGCCUUUCAGGAAUGAAAACUUUGGACGAUACAGUUUUCUCAAAGUUAUUCGCUCAUGUAAAGGAUGGGAAAGGCAUAGUUCCACUCAAACUAAAGGAGAUUAAUUUUAAAAUGUGAAAUUAUCUGUCAAAACCAGUACUUGAACAAAUGAAAGAGUACUACCCCAACUGAACAGUGAUUGAUUAUUAUGGGGAACCAGUUGAAUGUGAUGACAAUGAAGCCUCAAAUAAUAGCUCUUUUUAAUGCAAGAAUUCAAUAUA
Messenger RNA from Moneuplotes crassus, 1519 nucleotides. Lineage: Eukaryota; Ciliophora; Spirotrichea; Euplotida; Euplotidae. The record is from the annotation of a GenBank genome assembly.